Molecule: messenger RNA, 1882 nt
Organism: Chara braunii
Lineage: Eukaryota; Viridiplantae; Streptophyta; Charophyceae; Charales; Characeae
Source: the annotation of a GenBank genome assembly
UGGAGAGCUGCUCUGCACAGAGAAUGUCCCAUCCAGAAGAAAAGAGAGAGCUGAGUGACAGAGAGGCCGUCCUGCGUCUCUCGUUGUCGCCUCUAGUGGAAAAGGACGAGGAUGCAAAGCAUGAUGAASAGUUUUUGUCUGCAGCCCGGAUCAUCCUUAGUCGUCCAGAAUUUCUUGACGUGACAUUUGUAUGCGCAGAUGGAAGAAAGGUGCGGGCAAACCGAGCAAUACUGGCAAGUGGGAGCGAGUACUUCUUCCGRCUGCUUUAUGGGGAUAUGAAGGAGAGUUCGAUGGACACAAUACCGCUCYCUGCUGCGAGGGCAAGCAGUCUUCAGGUUGUGAUCAGUUACCUGCAUGGUCAUCGACUGAGAUUGGACGCCGACAGUUGCUGGGAGGAAAUGCUCGACGUGUACUGCCUGGCAGCGCAAUACCAGGUCGAUCUCUUAUGCCAGAGGAUCUUACUUCUUGUACCAAACCUCAUUUACGYAYGUGAAUUUGGAGAUCUGCUAAAUGCGGCGAUCCUUAGGCAAGCCGAGGAAUUACUGAAGGCUGCCGUCGAAGCGAUGAACAAGGUUUUGGUAUUUGAUUCGACGUCAUUCCAUCAGUGGAACAAAGACARCAUAGUGUACUGCCUCGAGAAUGUGCGAUUCCAUCCRAAUGUAACGGAGACGUCGGUGGCCGAGGCUGUUCUCUCUGCCGCUUCCAGCAGUGGUAGUGUUACUCCGGAGGGAGAGAAUGCGCAGAAUGSAUCUUUCAAGGGGGAUUGCACUGCUGAAGGGUCUGAGGACUSUAAGACUUUCGUAAUGACGGCAGUGCCGGGUUGUUCAGGAGGUGCGAAAAACUGUGACAGUGUCAGCGUAUGGUCACUUUCGAAGGACGACUUGCAAGAAAUAUUGGAAUGUCACAUCAACCUCGCGUUUGUUGAGCCUGAGUUUGUGAGAAAGAGCAUCGAGCCACUGCAAAUCGUGCGGCCAGAGGUGCUCACUGCAGUUUACAGAGCACAGUCCAUACACUUGUCAAGAGGAGUGUCGRCAAAGUCUUUGUUCAGAGCACCGUGGCGUUCUCUAAGUCCCAGAGUCUCAUUUGCACCAGUGAAAUUACCCGGAGGUGAAAUCUGUCGUGCUUAUGCUGAGGUCUCGCUCCCAUCUCUAUGKGCCCRWGAUCCCGAAUCCAGCUACGUGCUUUCAGAGCAGCUGCCACAGCAAGUUCAGCRUAGACAUGAGAAGUACAUGAACACUGCAACACUUCAGUUGCCCCUUUACAGUGGCUUGCACAUAUGGAGGCUUUCUAUGGAGACAUCGRCUGACAUUCUUGCCGCUGGCAUUGUUUCGGCGGCUGGUUUUGGCCCGCMAGAAGAUAGAGACUGCUGGCUYUUAUAURGGGACCUUGAAACAAGUGUUGGCAAUGAAUGCGAAACGACAUUUUUGGAUUCGCUUCAGGGCAAAGAGUUCGGCGAAGCUAUGGUUGUGAUAUUGGACAUGACUAAGCGAUCGCUGAGUUUUGCCAGAACACUGAAGGACUACCUUGAUCACAUUGGAGAGUAUCCUGCUGCCUUUCCCGAUCUUCCGUGUGAUAUGCCACUGUAUCCUGCGGUCUUUCUGUAUGAACCCGGUUCUGUUGAGAUAGAAUGGAUUCAAAGCUCUCCCCGUCAACRGUCAGUCCGCCCGAUCUAACCUCUAGAUUUGUCUAUAAGAUUCUCAAUUCUUUUCUUCGGGCCCUACUUCAUGGCAUCUGGCCUUUGYUGUUUGCUUCAUGGAUGCGGUCAUCGGCUUUGUGAUGAAUCACAAAUUGAAGUCAUUGAGUGAUCCGCACCCAUGGACAACUUGUAUGUCUGUUGCUAACAACCCUGCAUGACUCGGGCAAAUGAAGCAAAUCUCUGAUG